Messenger RNA from Aspergillus steynii IBT 23096, 1048 nucleotides. Its product is annotated as NAD dependent epimerase/dehydratase. Gene Ontology annotation, molecular function: oxidoreductase activity, acting on the CH-OH group of donors, NAD or NADP as acceptor. The record is from RefSeq and is a predicted model, not a curated record. NCBI's taxonomy places the organism in Eukaryota, Fungi, Ascomycota, Eurotiomycetes, Eurotiales, Aspergillaceae. Bases 23 to 1048 code for a protein of 341 amino acids. The transcript has 5 exons.
AUCUCCCUUCCUCUCCAUCGUCAUGGAUCCAGCUUCGUUCGCCCUGCCUCUCGGAUCUCGAAUCCUCGUCACCGGCGCCAACGGCUACAUCGCCUCCCACGUCAUCGACAAACUCCUGGAACUGGGGUACGUCGUGCGAGGGACGGUCCGCGCAGAGAAGCCAUGGUUGAACGAAUACUUCCGUCAGAAAUACGGCGGAGACUCGUUCGAGACGGUCCAGAUCAGCUCCUUCGUGGAUGUCGAUGCCAUUCAACGUGCGUUGGGCGAUGUAGACGGGGUCAUUCAUCUGGCAUCUGAUUUGUCUUUCAGCAGCGAUCCGAAUGCGAUUAUCCCUUGGGUAGUUCAGGCUACGCUGAACAUUCUCGAGAUCGCGGCGAGGAAACAGCGCGUGAGAAGGGUGGUGUUAGCCUCCUCGUCGUCGGCGUCAUAUAUGAUUUUGCCCGACCCGAAUGGACGCCAGGUGUAUGCGGACUCGUGGGAUGAUGUCGCCGUUGCGGCGGCAUGGGAUGACAAGACCCCGGCUGAUAUAAAGGGCGUCGCGGUCUACGCAGCCUCGAAGACAGAAGGGGAACGUCAAUCGUGGAAGUGGAUCGAGAGGCAUGAUCCUCAGUACACUUUUAAUGCUGUUCUGCCGUCGUUCAACGUUGGAAGAAUCCUGCACCCUGAAAUCCCAGGCUCAACCAUGGGAUCUGUGCGUCAACUCCUGCGAGGAGACGCCACGACCUUCGCCAAAUUCCCCGAACAAUGGUAUGUCGACGUCGAGGACGUGGCUCGGCUCUGCGUCAUCGGUCUUCUCGACCCCAAGGUCCAGUCGGAGCGCAUCUUUGCCUUUGCAGAGCAGAAGCACUGGACAGAUACCGUUGCGGUUCUUCGUGAUCUGCGCCCGAAGAACCGGAGCAUUCCAGAUGCCCCGACAGAUAUCCCCCGGGACAACACUACUAUUCAUCCUCGGGGCCGAGCAGAGAGCUUGCUUCGUGAGUUCUACGGGCAGGAUGGCUUUACGCCGAUUCGGGAGAGUAUUUCGAGGGGGAUUGAAGGGUGGGAGUGA